Coregonus sp. 'balchen' is the source of this 8806-nucleotide messenger RNA. The record is from the annotation of a GenBank genome assembly. Lineage: Eukaryota; Metazoa; Chordata; Actinopteri; Salmoniformes; Salmonidae.
AUGUUACACAGUGACGUGUGGUCGCCAAUGUGAGUCUCCACUUCAUUUGUCCAAUCAGUACCCACCUUCGUUUUGAUUGGUUUAAGAAGAACUGUCAAUCAAAGCUUUUGGAGGCCUUGCGCAGGAAAGUGCUUAGUAGGACUUCUGGGGUCUUCGAGUAAAGAUGCUCUCCGUGAAAAAUAUAGUAUCUAGUUUUAGACGCCUUUUGCCAAUGGUAUUCUCUUUGCUCAAUAAAGGUUAACCAUUUAAUAUAUUGUCAGACGUAUUUAAUAAUAUUAAUGAUAAUAAUAAAUAAAUAAAUAAUAGCCUACACUUUUUUUGUGACACAACUAUGCCUGCUUAAAUAUUAUUUUACUGUCAGCCUUUCCACAUUUAUAGACAAUUCCUUGUUAAUCUAAAUUAAUUAGGCUAUUUAGAGAUUAGACUAUUUCUCGUCAAUGAUGAUACAUUUAUUUCAUUUUACCAGAUCAACUAAAAUAAGAACCCAAUUCAAAAUAGUGUCGGCCCUAAUAAGAUCAUUUUUUUCAAAAUAGGCUCCAUUCCAAAUAUGAAUAUGCCUAUUUUGGUAAGGCUUAAAACAUCCUUGCAUAUUUGAUGCUUUAUUAUACACUGUUAAAAUAGCAAGACUCAAAACACCAUAAUUGUGUAGUGAAACCAUGACAACUGCACCUAAACUGAGAUCUGGUGUUUGGGGGGUGUUUGAAUGUAAACUCAAUGUAAGUGUUUUGAUACACUGAAUGUGUUUCUAAACAGAAUUUAAAUAUACUCUGAAACACCCAAACUGGUUCUUCAAUCUGAAUAUUGAUGUUUUUAAGAGAGCCUUGUGAAAACCAUUGUUGGCGAUUCACUGCAUUUAAAAGGCAGCAUCAAAACACAAAAAGCAUGUUUUGGCAGACUGUGUCUCUCAUACAAGCAAAUGAUUUUGAAAUACCAAUACCGAUUGAUGAUGAUUUUCAGACAAUUAACAUUUUAAAGAAGACACUGGGAAUGUAAUACUUUUCCUAGGGUAGACAAUGGCAGUAAUCAUAGCCGACGGUUGCCAGGCCCAUUGUGAUAAUAUAUAUAAAUUAUUUUACAAUCAAAAUGUUUAGGGCUAUGUAAGUCAUAGCAGGGGUAACAUUAGGUAACAUAUAAAGAGGCCUUCAUGUGAGAAGGUGGAUGUGAACCUGGGUAUCCUGCUUGUCAAAACACUGCCUUAUUCCAGUCAGCCAGUCUUCAGGACUAAAUGGUUGUGCUGAACCACCCUUGUUAAGUUCAGCACAUGGGGCCCGAUUAAGACUUGAGCUAAGUGGACUUAACAAAACAUGGACGUAAGUCCAAAAAAAAUUCAUCAACUCAAAUCCACCUUUUUGCUUUUUCUGUGCUUUGUUUAGACAGAUUAGAAACAGAAUCGGGAAUUUAGUGCCCAAUUUAUGGGGCAGUAAGAUGGCAAAUAUAUUUUGAAUUUUACCCACUCAACCACACAGCCACGUACAGAGUGAGGAACUUGUACCCCAUAUCAGAAUAUAUUUUUUUAGAUUAAAGAACUAAUUGGAACUUCAAACAUUGUGCUACCGUACUGUUCAGAAUUCCCCCAGUCUGGGGCAUGGAGGUGGAGAGAGGGCAUUCGUGUCAGGUGUGCCCUCUAGCAAACUCUAUGGUCAAGUAUAAAAGCAGGCAAGUUUGUGGGCACCUCCGCUGUGUUCAGGUUCUUCAGAAACUCAGACAGGAAAGAGCACACCAGGCUCAGGCAAAGCUCUCCAAAACAAUCCCAAAAGUAUGCGUCAAUGACAACGUGAGCACAAAAUGUUAUAGAACCCCACAGUGGAGGUAUCAUAAUACCCAUAAAACCUAGCGGUCAAACAGGGAAAUGGUUCCAAUCGCUUUUCCACCAUUCAUUUUUCCCAUAGAGAAUAUUAGAAACACUUAAAAUAAGGGCUGUAUUUCGUGUAGGCUUACCCUGGCGUGAUGUUUUGAUAACCAUGUAAAUCUCUCUCGGACAAGGUGACUUUUAUCAAUAUAUUCGGCUCUAUUUACUCUCAGAUUCGAACAUGCUAAUUAGCGUCAAUGUAGACAUCAUGCAAGACUACAAAUCCCUGCAAGCUCCUGCAUCUCUAGCUGACACCUUUGCUAACAGGUAUUGUGUCAAUUGAAAACUUGCACAAGACAGUUCACAGAAUUGUUAAUUUAAAGAAAUGUAGCCAAUUUAUUAAUUACAAAAUGUAGCUAACAUUAGCUAACAUCCAGAGAUUAUUACCUUUGCCUCGAUUCGGCAGUCUCGUCCAGAUCAUCAUGGCAUUUGUAGUUCUUAAUGAUAGCCACAUUAGCAGCUAAUUAGCAUUACUUUUUUGGGGGGUGAAUACAGGCGACUAUAUUGAUAAAAAUCACAUUGUCCUACAGAGAUUUAAACAGUUAUCAAAACGUCAUGCCGGGGUAAGCCUACAUGAAACACAGCCCUUAUUUUAAGUGUUUCUAAAAUCCCCUUGAGGGGAAAAUAAAUGGUGGAAAAACUAUUGGAACCAUUUCAAUAUUUGACUGCUAGGUUUUAUGGGUAUUGUGACUGUGUUACAUUGAAGAAGGAAACAGAAAAGGAAUUCACUCAACAAGAACAUUGGUUUUGUGUAGAAUUUUGGUUGCUACAGUAAUAGUCACUGUAUGCUUACAGUACAAGUCCAACAGCCAUUUUGAUUCAUUGAUCAGUUUUGUUGAUGCUACAUCUAGUUGUUAAUGGACACGUCAUUGUUUGCACCUUUUGUGCACUUGUUUUUUAUGCAAAUUAAGGCCUGUUUUUUUUUGUUAAUACUGCUGGUUUGUUUCCCUACUAGCUUUGCGAGCUUUAUAUUUUGAUCGAUUCUUGCCUCACAUGCUGUAUGCUACACUAUAUAGCCACUGCCAAUUUAGUCUGCUCUAGUUCUUGCCUACCACGCCACAUGUUAUUGCAUCCAACUUUUGACAUUCAUAUUGUUAUCUUGUUUCUCUAAUUGCAUAGUUUCAUUCAUGUAUAUGCAUUUUGCAUAUUGCUAUUGAUAUGUUUAAUAAUUGUAUAUUAAUGUUGCAAUUUAUUCAUAUUAAAGCAGUUAAUAACUUAAUAAUGCAUGAAUGUACUAUCAUUAUUGCUUGUUAUUAUUUGCUAUUGCUAGGUUUCCAUGCAGAAAAACAUACAUACAUACUAUGUUACCCACCGGCUGGCCAAUCCUAACCACAGCCAAUCAAGACAAGGUUCACAGACUAAUGCCAACUGAACUGUCAACUGUCAAUCAUAACAUCUAACUUAACUGUACUGUGAUUCAAGCCAUCUGAACAACUUCCAUGUACCAUCAUCUGAAUAUAAAGACUCAGGUCAGAGACAUUAGCAUAAUGGAUGACUGGUGGAUCGCAUUGUGCCCUGGGAUUAAGUUUUGUACAAGUUUUUUAUGAGUGCUACUGCUAACAUUAGCAGUCACUGCCUGUAUUUUUGUGAAAUACAAUGCCAUAUUUCCCUUGAUUUUGAAGAAUAUGACUAUGAUAAAUAACUUACAGAUCUUUGAACUGUCUUACUUUAUCAGUAUUAAAAUGUUAAGGACCAGUUCAUGUUUUGUUGUCAUUUGAUCAUUUGCUAAGAAAAUAUUAAGCGUUUGAAGCUUCAAAAUCAUGUCUUGAAAAAUGUAUUUUGUAGUCAUUAAUUAUUAUCCUGGACAAACGUAUUAAUUUGUAUUUUCACAAAACUAUAUUUUCUCAUUUCCUUUGUUUGAGCAUAAUACCAUACAUUUGACCUUUAGGAAUGACCUAUGAGGAGUUUAUCAACACACAUUAUAAGAGCAGGGAAUAUACAAUAUGAGGAGGGACUCCCGUUUACAGUAUUUGGAAACUCCAGAAGAAGGGUUCCAAUGGUACACUAGACAGUAUUCGAAACACAAUGAUAGUGUUUAGGAGCUUUAGAUCGAGGAAACGACAUCAAAAGAGAAGGGGUCUAAUUCUGCAUGAAACAGGACUCGAAACAUCAUAAUAGUGUUUUCAUUAUUUACCUGGUUAGUGCUCCCAGUCUCUGGCAAGGUCUUCCUAUGACUAUGUGGCGUUACAACACACCACGUCAUGUUUCAGAACACCUUAUGGUGAAUGUUUCUGUAGGCUACACCUUAAAUCUGUCUCAUAACACCUUACACCCAUGUGUUUCAAAACGUCACCAAAGUUAAGGUUUCGUCUCCUUAACGUUGGUGGCAGCUCAGUUCCCACUAGUGUUAGUGUUACAAAACACUUUAUUUUAAUAGUGUAGGCAACUUCUGUCCCUCAUGCCCGUCGUCUAUCAGCAAUCAUCAUUAUAGCAUGUAGCCAAAUCCUACUAUUACAUUACACAGUAGUAAGCCCAUGCGAGUUCCCACUGUAGACAGAGCAGACAAUCGGAUCCGUCUGUGAUUGGCGGAUGUCGCGUUGUCUCUUCCCGGUUUUUGUGACUUGACCUCUUCCCUUGGCAACCACUUCCUCCGAGCACCCAACCCGGCCAUCUUUAUUUAACUCAUUCAUUAAAAGUUUUUGUAAACACACUGGAAGAUUGUUGCAUUUGGUUAAGCAUCUGACGAACGACGGGAUACAUUUAAAUUGUUUUUGUAUCGGCGUGCUCCAGCGUAUGCUACAGCGUAGCGUAUUUCUGCCACAGCCAAAGUUGGACUGAAAGCGUACGUGUUUAUUAGUAAUAUCCUUCGACAUGUAGUCUAGUCUACAUUUGCGUUCAUCAUACGAUACAUUUACUGUAAGUCGUCUAGUUAGUGUAUGUUUGUCAGUGACUGCUGUCUGCAGUGUUGCAGCCUCUAGUAAUUUCACCAGCGCACCCGCGGUAAACAAUUGUCUAGUAAAUAGCAAUAGAUGUGUAUCCAACAGUAGAUGUGUACAGAACGCGCGAUUUCAAUGUAGAAAGACGACGCGCUAGCCUAUCUGUCGAUGACCCGUUUACCGGAGGCUGCUAGACGUUACAAUGUAACCACAUGAUGAUGAUGAUGAUAAUGACGACGAUAUUCUGUCUGGACCUCGAUAUUGUGCUCGCGUUACAUUGUAAUAACGUUACGUGAACGAUUUAACGUAAUCUUUAUGAUGAGGGGUGAAUACAGCCAUAGCCUCUUCACCAAUACACAAUUCAAUAGGCUACUACAUUUCCCGGAAUAAUAUUGUUCUGAAUUACACUUAACUAAAGUAUAUAUUUCCCCCCUGCAGGUUAGAAUGAGAAAGAAGCAGAAUGUGAAACAGAGGAAGACAGAGACAAUAACUACAACAGUAAUAACACCACCACCAUUAACAACACCAUCACCAACAACAACAACAACAACACCCCCAGUCGUCCAGGAGUUCGUGGUUGAGAAGAUCAUCCGUAGAAGGGUCUCCAAUGGAAGAGUAGAGUACUAUCUGAAGUGGAAAGGAUUCACUGAGUAAGGAGAGCAUUUCAACACAGUUGGAUAGACCAUGGUUCCUCCCAAAUGGCACCCUAUUCUCUAGCGCACUACUCUUUGAAAAUAAUUACACAUUAGUGCACUAUAUAGGGAAUAGGGGGCAAUUUGGGACGUAUAAUGUGUAUCCUAGACUAGUUAUUAAGAGUUGUCUAUGAAUUCCAUUCAUGUCUUCAAUGGCUAAUAUUAGACGUUUGCUGUACAUAGACAUACUCACACUGUUUCUGCCUCUGCCACUAGUGCUGACAACACCUGGGAACCGGAGGACAACUUGGUCUGUCCUGAACUGAUAGAAGAGUUCCUGAGAAACCUCUGUUUGUCUGGAGAGAAUCAGGUUGAGGAAGAGAACCUACGGCCGGUGGAACCAGAGCUAGUCCCCAAAGAGGAACUGGCAGAACAAGAGACUGAGAUUGUGAGUGACUGAGAUCUGGGAUGACAGAGUGACUGAGAUCUGGGAUGAGAGAGUGACUGAGAUCUGGGAUGAGAGAGUGACUGAGAUCUCGGAUUACAAAGUGACCGAGAUCUGGGAUGACAGAGUGACUGAGGUCUGGGAUGACAGACAGGUCGGCUACAUCAGAUCCUUGUUUAUUAAUCUCAAUAGAAGACUGAUCUCUAGCUCAUUGUGUUUAUUAAUCUCAAUAGAAGACUGAUCUCUAGCUCAUUGUGUUUAUUAAUCUCAAUAGAAGACUGAUCUCUAGCUCAUUGUGUUUAUUAAUCUCAAUAGAAGACUGAUCUCUAGCUCAUUGUGUUUAUUCAUCUCAAUAGAAGACUGAUCUCUAGCUCAUUGUGUUUAUUAAUCUCAAUAGAAGACUGAUCUCUAGCUCAUUGUGUUUAUUAAUCUCAAUAGAAGACUGGUCUCUAGCUCAUUGUGUUUAUUAAUCUCAAUAGAAGACUGAUCUCUAGCUCAUUGUGUUUAUUAAUCUCAAUAGAAGACUGAUCUCUAGCUCAUUGUGUUUAUUCAUCUCAAUAGAAGACUGAUCUCUAGCUCAUUGUGUUUAUUCAUCUCAAUAGAAGACUGAUCUCUAGCUCAUUGUGUUUAUUCAUCUCAAUAGAAGACUGGUCUCUAGAUCAUUGUGUUUAUUCAUCUCAAUAGAAGACUGAUCUCUAGCUCAUUGUGUUUAUUCAUCUCAAUAGAAGACUGAUCUCUAGCUCAUUGUGUUUAUUAAUCUCAAUAGAAGACUGAUCUCUAGCUCAUUGUGUUUAUUCAUCUCAAUAGAAGACUGGUCUCUAGAUCAUUGUGUGUAUGUAGGUCCACUACUAUAUGAUCAUGGUAUAGAAUAAGAAUACCGGUACCCAAAAAUGCACAUUUGUUAUAUUAUGAUAAAAGCUCCACAAUAAUGUGGAAAAGUUACCUCAGCAGACUGAUAUAGGAAUAGAACCAGGAAGGAGGCAUUCUAAUUCCAGAAUGAUAUCCACAUGUUCCAGACAUUCUGUUCCAGAUAUAGACAUGUUUCAUUGUCCCCUUGGAGUCAAUGUUUCCACUUUCCACGACUGGCACUGAGCUUCCACAUAGUUCUAUAGAAUGAUGAAAAAACCAUCAGCUGGGUUAUAACGCUCCACCAACUCAUCACAACAGGAGAUCCCUCUGACAGGUCAGCUGGGUUAUAAUGCUCCACCAACUCAUCACAACAGGAGAUCCCUCUGACAGGUCAGCUGGGUUAUAACGCUCCACCAACUCAUCACAACAGGAGAUCCCUCUGACAGGUCAGCUGGGUUAUAACGCUCCACCAACUCAUCACAACAGGAGAUCCCUCUGACAGGUCAGCUGGGUUAUAACGCUCCACCAACUCAUCACAACAGGAGAUCCCUCUGACAGGUCAGCUGGGUUAUAACGCUCCACCAACUCAUCACAACAGGAGAUCCCUCUGACAGGUCAGCUGGGUUAUAACGCUCCACUAACUGAUCACAACAGGAGAUCCCUCUGACAGGUCAGUUGGGUUAUAACGCUCCACCAACUCAUCACAACAGGAGAUCCCUCUGACAGGUCAGCUGGGUUAUAACGCUCCACUAACUGAUCACAACAGGAGAUCCCUCUGACAGGUCAGCUGGGUUAUAACGCUCCACUAACUGAUCACAACAGGAGAUCCCUCUGACAGGUCAGUUGGGUUAUAUCGCUCCACCAACUCAUCACAACAGGAGAUCCCUCUGACAGGUCAGCUGGGUUAUAACGCUCCACCAACUCAUCACAACAGGAGAUCCCUCUGACAGGUCAGCUGGGUUAUAACGCUCCACCAACUCAUCACAACAGGAGAUCCCUCUGACAGGUCAGUUGGGUUAUAACGCUCCACUAACUGAUCACAACAGGAGAUCCCUCUGACAGGUCAGCUGGGUUAUAACGCUCCACUAACUGAUCACAACAGGAGAUCCCUCUGACAGGUCAGCUGUGUUAUAACGCUCCACUAACUGAUCACAACAGGAGAUCCCUCUGACAGGUCAGCUGGGUUAUAACGCUCCACUAACUGAUCACAACAGGAGAUCCCUCUGAAGGUCAGCUGUGUUAUAACGCUCCACUAACUCAUCACAACGGAGAUCCUCUGACAGGUCAGCUGUGUAAUAACGCUCCACUAACUGAUCACAACAGGAGAUCCCUCUGACAGGUCAGCUGUGUUAUAACGCUCCACUAACUGAUCACAACAGGAGAUCCCUCUGACAGGUCAGCUGUGUUGUGUUGUCCUCCCAGCAGGUGUACAGCAAGCAGAGACAAAAUGACCUCCAGGAGCCAGCUGACCAGGAGUCUGUAUCUCCUACUGACCUCACCCUCACCUGCCCCCUGGAACCUGAACGCAUCAUCGGCUCCACAGACAGACACGGAGAGCUCAUGUUCCUCGUCAAAUGGUACAGUUAACCGCUUGCAUACUGCCACAACAAACUCCAACAAACACCAACAUUCCAAAGUUGGCAGAUGUUGUCUGUUGUAUUUAGAAUGUUCUAAAAGCCAAUUGGCCCAAAUAAAAACUCUGUGUCACACAACUGGUUCUUCUUGUCUUCCUGACUGUAUGCCAGGCAGCAACAGACUAGUGUAGGUUACAUUCCUCAAUCCUACUAGUCAUUUCUGGUAAAUACUUUUGGUUGUACAACAGCACCAAAGUAGUUAUAAUGAUUUACUCUGACAAACAGAAAAAAGUAGACAUUGUCUCCCCCCCCUCUGUUGUUUAUAAUGAGCUUGUAGUCUCCCUCUCUCUUUACAUGUGUAAUGUGUAAUAUCAUGUAUAUUAUCUAUGUAAUCAUAUGUCAUAGGGACAGGAUAAUAAUUCCAAUAAUGGCCUGUAUCCCUGUGUGUCUGUACAGGAAGAACUGUGAUGAGGUGGCCCUGCUGUCAGCUAGGGAGGCCAGCGCCAGGUGUCCUCAGGUGGUCGUAGCCUUCUACGAGGAGAAACUCACCUGGCACUCUGGGGAUGAGGACCAGUAAAGGG